Messenger RNA from Exophiala spinifera, 507 nucleotides. RefSeq lists its product as uncharacterized. NCBI's taxonomy places the organism in Eukaryota, Fungi, Ascomycota, Eurotiomycetes, Chaetothyriales, Herpotrichiellaceae. Gene Ontology annotation, cellular component: endomembrane system; membrane. The transcript is spliced from 3 exons. The record is from RefSeq and is a predicted model, not a curated record. Bases 1 to 507 code for a protein of 168 amino acids.
AUGAACACAAGCACACCGUCGACUUCUCUCAGUGAUAGGUCCUUCAACACCGAACCCAACAACGACGCCGCCAUGAUGCUCGCCCAUACCUUACCUCGUCAUCAUUAUGAGACUCCUGCACGCUUCAAUUCGGAGGACGACGCGGCCGCCGUCCAACCCACCGAGCCUGUUGAGCAAAUCGUCUUCACUCAUGACGAACUGACCAAGUAUGACGGCACCGACGACUCUAAACCCAUUCUCGUCGCCAUCAAGGGAACGGUCUUUGACGUGUCGCGCAACACCGCGUACCGUCCCGGCGGAGCGUAUCAUGUCUACGCUGGCAAAGAUCCUUCUCGCGCCCUGGCCCUGUCCAGCAGGGACCCCGAGGACUGUGUACCGGAAUGGUACGACCUCGAGUACAAGUACAGGACCGUCCUGGAUGAAUGGCACACGUACUUCCAGAAACGAUACAAGGUUGUCGGCUCCGUGAAGUCGGGGGUUUUCGCAUUGGAGGUACCACCCUCGUGA